CUCAGUCGCCUAGCCUUCUUUUCUUUAGGAUUUUGAUACGACCGUCAUGAUGCCCAAAACGACGCCGUCGCUUCUACGGAGGAAACAACCUCAACCAACCAUAACAUCACUGCAUCUUCCGUUCGAUCUGGUGGAAGAAGAAAUACUGUGUAGACUCCCGGUCAAACACCUCCUCCGACUCCGCUGCGUCUCUAAAUCAUGGAAUUCUCUUAUCUCUGGAGAUUCCAACUUCGCCAACAAGCACCUCCGCUUGUCAAUCGCUAACUACGACCACCACCACCUCAUCCUAUCUUCACCUGAGUUCGUUCUAUUUCAUUCUCCAAUCUCCUCUUUCUUCAGCUCCGCAAACAUUACUAUGUCCAUCUACUCUCUACGUGAGUCUCUUAACAAAAAAAUACUAUAUGCUAACAGAGCUUCCACUUGUGACGGCAUCAUAUGUUUUAAGAUAGAUAAUUCUUCUGCUCUCUUGUGUAACCCUUCUAUUAGAAAAUUCAAAAUAUUGCCUCCUAUAUCAUUUUCAGACCAAGGAUACUUUCAAACCUUAUAUACAUUAUAUACAUUAGUGUAUGAUCGUUUCACCAAUAAAUAUAAGAUUAUUGCGGUUUAUACUUGUAGUUUAAAAAAAGAAGUCCAUGUUCAUACUUUGGGUACAGAUUAUUGGAGAAGAAUUCAGGACUAUCCAGGUCCUAACUUCAUUCUUAGGGCUAGAUCGGGAACAUUUGUGAAUGACUCUGUUAAUUGGUUGACACGUGAGUCUGAUAGUUGCGCACAAUACAUUGUUUCUCUUGAUUUGGAGAAAGAGUUGUAUCAAAAGCUUUCACUGCCCGUCUUUGACGUGCAUUUCACAACUUCUUGUGUUACUACCUUAGGGACAUUGAGGGGUUGUUUGUCUCUCUUCUGUUACAGGGACAUGUUUUGUGAUGUUUGGAUUAUGAAGGAAUAUGGUAAUCAAAAGUCUUGGACUAAAUUGUUAACUGUUCCUCCCAUGAGAGACUGUCAUUAUUAUAGCUAUUCCGAGGUGUUUUAUAUUUCAAAGGAUGACCAAGUGCUGAUGGAGGUUAUGAAGAGUGGGUACUUUACUUUGGUGGUUUAUGAUUCCAUAAAUAAUAUUUUUAAGAUUCCUAAUUUUCAAAAUUAUGCGAUGACACCAGACGUCUAUGUUGAGAGUUUGAUAUCACCUUUGUAGAUGCUGUUCUAUAUGACGUAGUUUAGAGACUCGGCUGCAACCUUUAAGUUAACACAUCAU
Molecule: messenger RNA, 1246 nt
Organism: Vicia villosa (hairy vetch)
Lineage: Eukaryota; Viridiplantae; Streptophyta; Magnoliopsida; Fabales; Fabaceae
Product: F-box/kelch-repeat protein At3g23880-like
Exons: 1
Coding region: 47-1186 (379 amino acids)
Molecular function (GO): protein binding
Source: RefSeq, a predicted model, not a curated record